Stomoxys calcitrans (stable fly) is the source of this 1138-nucleotide messenger RNA. Its product is annotated as S-methyl-5'-thioadenosine phosphorylase. Gene Ontology annotation, biological process: nucleoside metabolic process. The record is from RefSeq and is a predicted model, not a curated record. The transcript is spliced from 3 exons. NCBI's taxonomy places the organism in Eukaryota, Metazoa, Arthropoda, Insecta, Diptera, Muscidae. Gene Ontology annotation, molecular function: S-methyl-5-thioadenosine phosphorylase activity. Gene Ontology annotation, cellular component: cytosol. The coding region runs from base 188 to 1030 and encodes 280 amino acids.
UUAACCAAACCGUCCUAAAGUGUGAACGACCUUAAGAUAAUUCUUCCCAGAGGUUAUCAAAUUCAAUUGUUGUUGUUUUUGGCAGAUAACAUUUGGAAGUUGUAAUUGCAGAAGCUGCCGAAACCAAUUGUUUGUCCAUUUUAAGCUGAAGAGCCGUUCAAAAAACUUCGAAACUUCUGAGUUACAAAUGGCAGCACAACAUAUAAAAAUUGGCAUAAUUGGAGGUUCUGGCCUUGAAGAUCCCGAUAUAUUGGAAAAUCGCAAAGAAACCACUGUCACUACACCUUAUGGUGAUCCCUCCGAUGUUCUGAUUGAGGGCGAAAUUGAAGGCGUUAAGUGUGCCUUGUUGGCACGUCAUGGUAGGGCGCAUAAUAUAAUGCCCUCUAAUGUUAAUUAUAGGGCAAAUAUUUGGGCUUUGAAGGAAGCUGGCUGCACGCAUCUGCUUGUAUCGACAGCUUGUGGCUCUUUGCGUGAGUGCAUCAAACCGGGAAAUCUUGUUAUACCCAAUGACUUCAUUGAUCGCACUACCAAAAGGAAUCAGACAUUUCACGAUGGCGCAGCCCACAGUCCGCAAGGUGUUUGUCAUCUGCCAAUGUUUCCUGCAUUCAAUGAACGUUGCAGAAAUAUUUUGCUGCAGACAGUUAAGGAAUUGGGCUUGGAAGUACACGACAAGGCUUGUAUGAUAACCAUCGAGGGUCCCAGAUUCUCUUCGCGUGCUGAAAGUAAAAUGUUCCAACAAUGGGGUGGUGAUCUUAUUAACAUGACUACUUGUCCUGAGGUGGUGUUGGCAAAAGAGGCUGGCCUAUUGUAUGCCGCUGUGGCAAUUGCCACAGACUAUGAUUGUUGGCGUGAGGAUUGCGAAAGUGUCAAUGUCCAAGAUGUGUUGAAAACUUUUGCAGAGAAUGUUAAAAAGGUGAAGCAAAUUUUGUUGAAGGCAGUUGUAAAUAUAGCCAAAGAAGAUUGGUCGGAGGCUAUUGCAGAGGCAAAGCAAUGUGUUGCCGACAAUACCAUGGGAGGAGCAAAAGCAUGAAAUGCCUAUUUUGCAGUUCUCACCUAUGUUAUUGAGAUCUUAAACAUAAUGAUAUAAAAAUAAAGUGCAUUUAUAUUUUUAAUAAAUAUGCAAUUUCUAAAAAUUAAA